This is a messenger RNA of Dermacentor albipictus, 2239 nucleotides long. RefSeq names its product SH3 domain containing GRB2 like, endophilin-B (gene EndoB). Gene Ontology annotation, molecular function: protein binding. NCBI's taxonomy places the organism in Eukaryota, Metazoa, Arthropoda, Arachnida, Ixodida, Ixodidae. Gene Ontology annotation, cellular component: cytoplasm; membrane. The record is from RefSeq and is a predicted model, not a curated record. Gene Ontology annotation, biological process: membrane organization.
UGGCUGUCUGCAGGGGGGGUGACAUCCAUAGCCAUCCGGCAGCGAACCUCUUUGGGGUCCUCGUUAAUUUUUUAUCAUUGUCAUUUCUUGUUUCAGACUGAAUUUACUAUUGACCCAACUUUAGAGCAAGCUUCUGAAGAGGCUUGACUUUGGAGGGAAUCAGCCAAGGUCCUCGCAUCGAGUCGUUGAGCGUGAUUCAGCUGGUGUUGACGCAUGUUUUGGAGCAGCUGAGCGAUGGACUUUAGCGUCAAGUCUUUCAAAGGUUUUGCGACAGAAGCUGCAACCGUGUUCACCAGAGCCGUUCAGUACACCGAGGAACGACUGGGAACAUCAGACAAAACUGAACUUGAUGCACACUUUGAGACGUUGGCUCAACGUUCUGACAGAACCAAGUAUUGGACUGAAAGGCUGGUUGGUAAAACGGAAGCAGUCCUUCAACCCAAUCCAAAUGUGCGGGUAGAAGAUUAUCUCUUUGAAAAGCUUGACAAGAAACGAGACAGACUAAAUAAUACUGAGCUACUGGGCCAAGACAUGAUAGACGCUGGAACCGACUUUGGUCCUGGCACCUCUUACGGGAGUGCCCUCAUCAAAGUUGGGCAGGCUCAACAGAAGCUGGGCCAGGCAGAGCGAGAGUUUGGCCGCCUGGUGCACACAAACUUUGUCCAGCCACUAAGGAGGUUUCUGGAUGGAGACAUGAAGACAAUCUUGAAAGAGCGUCGGCUGCUUGGAAACAAGAGAUUGGAUCUAGAUGCUGCAAAGAACAGACUUCGUAAGGCCAAAGCUACUGAUCCAGCAGCAGAGAAGGAUGUGCGUUCCUGCCAGUCUGACUUUGACCGUCAAGCUGAAAUCACUAGGCUCCUGCUUGAAGGAAUCUCGAGCACUCAUGUGAACCAUUUACGCUGCCUUAGUGACUUCGUAGAGGCCCAAAUGUCAUACUAUGCUCAGUGUCAGCAGUACAUGGCAGACCUGCAGAAAGAACUGGCCAACAUGUCCAUUGCCGUCGGAACAGGUAGCAGUGGUGAUGGCAGUCGCAGUGGCUUCCAGGGUGCUUUCUCAUCACCUACAGCCAGUGCAGGUAGUCCAUCCAAUGAUGUCAGCACAUUUAUCAACAGCAACCAGAAGCGGGCACGUGUCCUUUAUGACUAUGAUGCUCAUGACAACUCCGAGUUAUCACUGAUGGCUGAUGAAGUGCGAGCAGCUGCUGACGAAGCGCUUUUUCGGAGUGCCGUCGCCAGCCACUGCCGGUAAUGUCAGAGCCGAACAAGGGUUGAAGCCCUUUCUCGUGAUCAUCAUAUCCCAGACUGAGAACAUGGACCCUGACUGGAUGAUUGGGGAGCGAGGACUACAGAAGGGAAAGGUCCCCAUUGCAUACCUGGAAAUUCUCAACUGAUUAGAUAAACAUACUUUUUCUGUAAAAAUUACUGUGCUUGCAUAGUUGAUACAGUCAUAACCAUAUGGCAGAUCUGUUUGUUUGCUAAGUGCUUUCCCUGUGCUUCUAUGCAACACAUCUAUUCAAUCAAACUUAGACAUGACAGUGAAGAACAACAAUGCCCUUAAAAAGCAUAGCAGUUUUAAUUCUGACAUAGGCCUGUAAGGCUUCUUGAUGCCAUUUCUACAUUGUUUUCAUAGUCCAUUGCCUUUCAUGCUAGUUCUCUAUUUAGCACGUCUACAAAACUGCUAAUGCUCAUUGUUCAACUGUCUGAUAUGUCAGUACAUAGCGGAACUAACAAGUUAUAGAAGUCAUUCCUUAUUGAGAGUUAGUGGUGCAUGCAUUCCACAUGUUGGGAGACUAUAUGAACAGGAUCUUGGUCAUGACCUCCAGCUUGCUGUCUGUUGACAAGAAUGCAAUGUGCAUUCCCUAAUGAACCUGGUGCUUUUUUUGUUCAAUCUCUGCUAGUUGAGGCAUGCUACAGGAGUGCUUGCCAGUAGUCUUUACAGUGUUAUUCUGCUUACCAUACAGAUAGUUGGAAACAUCAGAAAAAAGCUGUUGACAUGAUCCUUGGAACCAAGCUAUAAGAAAAAGGUAGUAGUAUUCCCACAUUUGUACAUAACUUAGCAUACUUUACAUGCAACUUUACAUUAUUGAGUGAGUGUGUAGGAAAAUUGUCAUCUAUUCUAACAAUGCAAACUCAUGCUGCCUUUAAGUGCUGAAAAGAAUGAGCCAAUAAUUCCUAUCUUUCUUGAGUGUUCAAAGAACUGGUUAUAUUAUGAAUAAACAUGGCUUUAAUACAUCUCUCUA